GAUGUAAACAUAACACAAUAAUCCGAACAUAGAGACAACAUUUGAUCCCCUUAAACGUCUUUAGAAUCCAAUGAUUACGUAAUUAUGCCGGUUAAUUACUUGUGUAACUCUUAAUCCCCCACCACAAUCUAACGGACUUAACGACACACAUACAAACGGAACAAUUUCACAACAGAAACACCCAGCAUUUAACAAUACUACGCGCUAAAAGUUACCGACCUUUCCCAUUGAAUUUUCUCUCUCCCCAAACAGGUUAGGGGUUUCGCUUCUGCUCUGACUCUUCUCUGCUACCUCUCUUUCCUCGCUCUUCUUGUCUUUCUUUCUUCGGUUUGUUCCUUGCCUUUCGAAUCUCUGUCGCUGAGCUGGACUUUCUUUUUCUGUAAUCUGACUUUCCCUCUCUAGAAUUUUGUUUCUUCGUCGAUCAUGCUUCAGAGCUUACUAGUCCCUCAAUCUCCAAUCAGUUCGAAUCCUAAUAACACUGCCUCCUCUUCCAUGAAGAAGACUAAGCGUGUUGAACGAGCGGUCACCGGUGGUGAGGCUGAAUCUUCUGGCGGAGACGAUCAAACCGCCAAACGGCCGAACUUCUCCGGCGACGCGACUGUGUCGGGGGAGAAGACGGCAGAGGAAGAGGCCACGGCCGGCGAGGGAGAGUCGUCGGGGUUGCGAUUAUUAGGUUUAUUGCUAAAAUGCGCCGAGUGCGUUGCGAUGGACAAUCUUGAUGACGCCACCGAUCUCUUGCCUGAAAUAUCGGAGCUAUCGUCCCCGUUCGGAUCGUCACCGGAUCGAGUCGGAGCUUACUUCUCUCACGCGCUCCAUGCGCGCGUGGUCAGUUCCUGCUUGGGGACGUACUCGCCUCUCACCAGCAAAAAUCUCACCUUAUCUCAGUCGCAGAAGAUCUUCAACACUCUUCAAUCAUACAAUUCCAUUAGUCCAUUGAUCAAAUUCUCUCAUUUCACAGCUAAUCAAGCGAUUUUCCAAGCUCUGGACGGCGAGGAUUAUGUCCACGUAAUUGACCUUGACAUAAUGCAAGGCCUUCAAUGGCCUGGAUUGUUCCACAUCCUUGCCUCCCGAUCAAAGAAGAUCAAAUCAAUGAGAAUCACCGGGUUCGGAUCCUCAUCGGAGUUGCUGGAGUCAACAGGUCGACGACUCGCUGAUUUCGCGAGUUCACUCGGUCUUCCUUUUGAAUUCCAUCCUUUGGAGGGCAAAAUUGGGAGCGUGACUGAUCUGAAUCAACUCGGGGUGAGACCAAAUGAAGCUGUAGUAGUUCACUGGAUGCACCACUGCUUGUAUGAUGUAACGGGCAGCGAUUUAGGGACUUUGAGAUUGUUGAGUCUGUUGAGGCCCAAAUUGAUCACAAUGGUUGAACAGGACUUGAGUCAUGAGGGAACCUUCUUAGGGAGGUUUGUGGAGGCAUUGCAUUACUACAGUGCUUUAUUUGAUGCUCUUGGGGAUGGAUUGGGGAUGGAUAACCUGGAGAGGCAUAUGGUGGAGCAGCAGCUAUUUGGGACUGAGAUUAGGAACAUUGUGGCUGUUGGUGGUCCUAAGAGGACUGGUGAAGUUAAGGUGGAGAAGUGGGGGGAGGAAUUGAAACGGGUCGGGUUUAGAGCCGUUUCGCUUGGGGGAAGCCCUGCUGCUCAAGCCAGUUUGUUGCUUGGGAUGUUCCCUUGGAAAGGUUAUACUUUGGUAGAGGAAAAUGGGUGCUUGAAACUUGGAUGGAAGGAUUUGUCCUUAUUGACUGCCUCUGCUUGGGAACCCUCCGGUUGAGUUUUUGCAAAGAACCCAAUUGAGAUUGAUGUUUAGGGAUGACAAUUUCGAGCACGAGUACUUUCGGGGUGAUUGAAAUUGUGGCUAAGAUGACCUUGAUAAUGAAGAUUCAAUGUGUUGUUCAAAGGAUUAAUUCUCUCUGGAAACUUUCUUGACCUUGUACACUUUGUUUGUUCUUUGGGGUGGUCUUGGAAGGAUGGAGCAUCUCUAAUUUCUUAUAAUUCUUCGAAGCAAAAAAUGUAUUCUUUUAUGUUCCAAUGAUUCUGGAAAAGGUAGGUAAAAAUAAGGAAUGAAGUUCUCACAUUCCAAUAAAUUUUGGAGGUGGUUAAGGUCCAUGCAUGCUGUUUAACACCAAGUUGCUUGUUGAGAAGUCGCUAUUAUUGACCA
This is a messenger RNA of Tripterygium wilfordii, 2151 nucleotides long. RefSeq names its product scarecrow-like protein 23. Lineage: Eukaryota; Viridiplantae; Streptophyta; Magnoliopsida; Celastrales; Celastraceae. Gene Ontology annotation, biological process: bundle sheath cell fate specification; regulation of DNA-templated transcription; leaf development. Gene Ontology annotation, cellular component: nucleus. The coding region runs from base 424 to 1764 and encodes 446 amino acids. The record is from RefSeq and is a predicted model, not a curated record. The transcript has a single exon. Gene Ontology annotation, molecular function: sequence-specific DNA binding; DNA-binding transcription factor activity.